AUGAUAUUUCUCAUCCUCUUUGUCUUCAUAGGCAUCAAGCUCGUGUCUUGUUGCCGAAAAUGCAGCAAGGACCUGGAAGAACAACACGAAGAACUGACCUUUGCCAAGGUCACGUCCAAAAACUGGUUCAAGGUUCUUGUAUUCCUGCGCAUGGUCCUGUUUGUCGUCUGCUGUGUACUCGGGUACUAUUUUAGCUACGGUUUUGGUAACGGGGAUAAAUGGGCUGACGAAGCAGUAGACAGUUGGGAAGUACAUUUUAACGGAUUUCAACAGCACGAUAUCAACAUCACAUUGCCAAUGGAAUGUCAUGCGGAAUUUGAGGCAACAAUAACAGAAAAUCUUGCAUACGUUGAGAAUUACUCAUUAGGAAUCCAGGACGAAUGUUUGGGAAAUUUAUCCUUGGACACAGACGGAAUAGCCAGACUUACAAAGUUACCAGGGUUUUCUAUCAAAUCUUUCACAAAGAAGCGAGAUAAAUUUUCCAAGUACCCGAUUUUGGUCACUGCGGUAACAGACCAUUCCUUUCCGGAUGUUAUGGGCUUAAUUGAAAACAUCAAAACAGUUCUUCAUAAAGCGUUUCCAAAAAUGGAAGCAGUCUUUUUCGAUUUCGGAUUAUCAGUGGAACAUCACAAAACCAUUGUCAGUAAUUGUAGUUUUUGUGAUGUUCAAACCUACCCGGCGAAACAACUUCAAGCAUGUGAAACCGGUACCAAUGACGCCAACAUCACUUCAGCAGAUCCACAAGGGAAAAGAAAAUAUGAAAGUAUAUACAAACCUGCGCUGAUUCAGUUUGUCCUUCAAACUCACGACUUUGUACUGUGGAUAAAUGAAUCAAUCCGCUUCAAUUCCUCAGCCACAUUCAAGAAAAUUGUGAAAGGAAUUAAAGGUAAAUCUAUCCAGUUACCCAUGAGCGAGGAGACAAUUGAAGAACGAGGUGUCAAUGAAAACAUAUUUGCUUUAUUUGAUGAAGAGCCUUGUUUGUACCAGAAUCAGAAGGUCCUAGACACCAGGCUUAUGUUGAUUCGACGAAAUAACUUCACACUUCAUGCAGUUAUGAGACCAUGGGUGGCAUCUGCGUUCUUGUACAGAUCUCUUCCAGCAGCUGAACAGAUGAGAAUGUUGGACGAGACAGCUGAGGAUGACAAGGUAGAUAGUUCUCUCCUGAGUAUCAUCCUUACUCGACUGUUCAGUACAAGGAAACAGAUAUUUCUUUUCGAUUUCCCGGGAAUGUUUGGAGGAAGUACAGCAGACGACAACACAAACGGUUCCGAUACCGCCAUUCCAAACAAAAAAUUUGAAAAUCCAGUAAAUGACAUCACAAACAGUGAUUCGGAAAUAGUUGCUAUUGGUAACGAAUUGAGUUCAAAACAUCACAACACUCAGGUUGAAAUAGAGGAUAUCAGUUCUGUAAACAAUGGAGCAAUUCGAUACCACUAA
Molecule: messenger RNA, 1437 nt
Organism: Ylistrum balloti
Lineage: Eukaryota; Metazoa; Mollusca; Bivalvia; Pectinida; Pectinidae
Exons: 1
Coding region: 1-1437 (478 amino acids)
Source: RefSeq, a predicted model, not a curated record